AUUAACGGUAACAGAGCAGCGACCUGCGAAGAGGAUCGCGAAGCAGGUUAAGCUUUCAGUGAGCGAGUAACCGGGCGGCAGCUUGGCCGGGACGUUACUGCUCUUUUUAUUCUGCUUCAUUUUCUGCCCUUUUAUACAUUUUCCUCUUCUCUUUAACUCCUGACUGCAGCAGAGACCCACAGAGUUGAGAGAGGGUGAGCGACGGGAAGAGAGACUCAGAGACAGAAAGAGAGAGAGAGCGAGAGAGAGAGGACAGCAAGAAAGAGAACGGGAGGGAGUGGGUGAAAAAGAAAAUCCCAAAUUCGAUAUUAAAAGCUUGUCGAACAAGCCAGGAAAUGUACUGGUUUGGAUUUUAAGUGCUUAAUAACCAACAAACUCUCCCUAACCCGCGGAAUUUUUCUGGAUUAAUUUGAGUUUUCCACCCCUUUUUUCCUACCUGGGAUAUUUUCUGCCUUGCAGCGGAAUUCUCCCUGUUUCACCUGCCCUAGGUGAAAGAGGGAGGAGAAGGAGCGGAAGAACAGGCGAGAAAUAGAAGACAAAAAGAAGGAAGACAGAGAAGAGGAAUGAGACGGGCGGAGGGCUGAGAGAAUCACUCCAGUUUUCUCUCGGAUCGGAUUCUUCCCUUACCAAGCGGGUGGAGGGAUGAAACCGGGAGAGAAGAAGACGGGGGAGAGUGUGAAAGAGAGAGGAGCGAGAACAAGAGGAGGAUGUAUUCGUCGGGCGCUGUGAGAAUGCAAAACGGACGCACCCCUCCGGAAGAUCGGAUUGAACUAUAAACCUAAACGGAAUUUACAGACAACCAAAGGAUAUUACGCACAUUUACUUCGAUAUAUACGUAUAUGGGGCAUAUUUUCGUAUUUGGAGCAUAUUUGUGUGGAAUUACAACUAUAAUUGCCACUAUCUUCGCAAUAAUGGGAUUUGGAGAAAUAAUUGCGCGCUGACAGCCGGUGAACGAAGAAAACCUAUCCUUGAAAGAGCCCCAUAGCUGGCAGAGAGAGGACGGCAGAUCUUACACUACUACAAACAGUGAGAAAAACCCAGCAGAAAAUUUUGGACCUGUAACUUCAUCCAUGAUGCUGUAGCUGUGGUAGCUGUGGUAACAUGUGAAUCCUGCGGCGUGUCAUCAGCAUUUACAUCUCUAAAGGUGUUGUUUCCAGGUACGGGGGGUAACCAUGGAAAGGCUGGUACUGUGUGUAAUGCUGGCCGUCGCUAUGGCUGUGCGGGCACAGAUAUGCCCAAAACGCUGCGUAUGUCAAAUACUGUCACCCAACCUGGCAACCCUCUGUGCCAAGAAAGGUCUACUAUUUGUCCCACCUAACAUUGACAGACAUACAGUGGAGCUACGACUGGCUGACAAUUUUGUCACAAGUGUGAAAAGAAAAGAUUUUGCAAACAUGACACGUUUGGUGGACCUGACAUUAUCCAGAAACACCAUCUCCUACAUCACACCUCAUGCCUUUGCUGAUCUGGAAAACCUCAGAGCCCUGCACCUCAACAGCAACCGACUGACGAGGAUAGGCAAUGAUACAUUCAGUGGGAUGUCCAAGCUUCAUCACCUGAUUCUGAACAACAACCAACUGGUCAUGAUUCACCAGGGAGCAUUCAAUGACCUGCUGGCACUAGAAGAAUUGGAUCUUAGUUACAAUAACCUCGACACUAUUCCAUGGGAGGCCAUCCAGCGAAUGACAAGCCUCCACACGCUGAGUUUAGACCACAACAUGUUGGAAUACAUUCCAGAGGGAACCUUUUCCCUUUUACAGAAACUAAACCGGCUGGAUGUCACCUCUAAUAAACUCCAAAAGCUACCACCUGACCCACUUUUUCAACGAGCACAGGUUCUAGCAACGUCAGGGAUGCACCUCUCUUCUUUUGCACUGUCAUUCGGUGGCAACCCUCUCCACUGCAACUGUGAGUUACUUUGGCUGCGAAGGCUGAGCAGGGAGGAUGACCUGGAGACGUGUGCCACACCCCAGCACCUGUCUGGCCGAUACUUUUGGUCCAUCCCUGAAGAGGAGUUUCUCUGCGAGCCUCCACUCAUCACCAGAUACUCUCACGAGAUGAGGGUCCUUGAAGGCCAGAGAGUUGCUCUCAGGUGUAAGGCAAGAGGUGACCCAGAGCCAGCCAUUCACUGGAUCUCUCCUGAGGGUAAACUGGUCUCUAAUUCCUCCAGAACACUUGUCUACGCUAACGGGACUCUGGACAUUGUCAUCAGUAAGGUGCAAGACACUGGCUCGUUCACCUGUAUCUCCUCCAACCCCGCCGGCGAGGCUCACCAAACAGUGGAUUUGGUUAUUAUCAAACUCCCGCACAUUUCCAACAACACAAACAACAUCCAGGAGUCUGACACGCGAUCGUCGGACAUUUCCACGUCAACCCGAGGCGGCGCCAACGGGAGCAACGUGACUGGUGAUGUGAAGAGUGGUGUGGAUAAGAGGGUGGUGACAGCUGAGGCCACGUCAUCAACUGCACUGAUCAAGUUCAACUUCCAGAGGAAUAUACCAGGAAUUCGGAUGUUCCAGAUACAGUAUAACGGAAGCCAGGAUGACUCACUGGUUUACAGAAUGAUCCCUCCAUCAAGCAAGAACUUCCUAGUCAACAACCUGGCAGCAGGCACCCAGUACGACCUCUGUGUCCUGGCCAUCUACGAUGACGUUAUCACCUCUCUGACAGCGACGCGAGUGGUCGGCUGCGUGCAGUUCACCACCGAGUCAGAGUACAUGAGAUGUCAUUUUAUGCAGUCUCAGUUCCUGGGUGGGACCAUGAUCAUUAUCAUCGGAGGGAUAAUAGUGGCCUCGGUUCUAGUUUUUAUUAUCAUCCUGAUGAUACGAUAUAAGGUGUGCAACCCUAGUGAGGGUGGCAAAGGCAUUUCAAUGUCAAUGACCAACGUUCACUCACAGACCAAUGGGCAGCAAUCUCAGGGUUGCACCGUGACUCCAAGCUCCUCUAAACACGGCUCAAUCGGAUUAGACGACCUCUCAGGAGGCACAAAGAGGAGUGGUGCUGCAGCAGCGGGAGGUGGGAGAAAGGAUACAAUAGCUCAGGCCUCUGAGUCUUCCCUGCCUGACUGCUCCACAGCCACAUCAGUUCUCAGCCAGGCUUGGUCGGCCAGAAGCCCAACAGCUGGAGCCGAGGAACGAGAGAAAACAGUUGAAGAGAGAGCUCAAGCCGGCAUUGCAUCACCCACCGCCACCACAGGCUCCCUACACAAGCCAAAGCGAAAGCCCGCCCCAACUAAGCCUGGCUCUGCUUGCUCCAGUGGCCAGGGGAUGAUCGAGAACCUCCCAACUGCCUCCUCGACACGACCACCUUCCUCUACUUCCACCGCCUCCUCUGCCCUCCUUCAUUCCUCAUCCCCCGGUGCCCUGGAGAACCUCAACACCAACCGAAAUAACUCCACCGCUCUCUCUCAGACCCCACCACCUCCCUUUGCCUCUUCCCCUUUCUUCAGCCCCAUCGCCACACCGAGCCCAGUCCCAUCUGUGCGAUUCAGAGAGACGCCCAUCCUGCGCCGGGCUCCUCGCACCGCCGCCUCUUCUGCCAGAUAUCAGACUCUUCCUGUGGAGGAGGGAGGAAGGAGCAGAGCUAGGAGGAGGUACUCACUCAGUGAAGGAGGCUCAAAAACUCACUCCGCCCAUCAGGGAGGAGGAGGAGCACCCAAAAUAGGGCGCGUAAUACGGAACAAAAGGAGCCAAUCAAUGAGCGGUAUGCUACUCCCAAAAGAUGGGGACGAAGAGUCGGACAAAGGGCGGUGUGACUCUGACUGGAUCUUAGAAAGCACAGUUUGAACUGGAAUGAGCCAGCGACCAUAAAAUGAACUUUGGUUUAUUCAUUGUUUGUCCUUUGUGUGAGUGGAUGCGUGCAGUGUGAAUCAAAGUUUUGUUUAUAGGCGUAUGUGUGAAAAGCCUGCUUGUGUCACGAAAAACUUUGCGUGUUGUUACUGUGUGUUUUCCUGUUUGAAUUUUCUUUCUAAACGUGUGAGAGGUUGACUGUGUUUCUGGUAAACGUGUGUGUGUGUGUGUGCGCGCUUUUUAAAAAAAUAAUCAGUCUUUUCAUAACUUUUCUCCACAGUUAUUUGUACUUGAUUUACAGUUUGCAGUUUUGUUUUUUGCUUUUGUUUCCACUUCAACAGUAUCCAUUUUGCAGUCAAUCAUUCAGCGAGUGGAUAACUUGCCUUGUCUCGUAGCGUCCUCGAGUUGUCUCGUUGGUUCCACUUUAUAGCACAAAAGAAAAACAAGACAAUGGACUCGCCACGUCAUUUCCCGAUUCACUAUCACCUUAUCUGAAAAAUACCACAAAAAGGGAAUUAAUACAGGAAAUAAGAGGAAUAAAAAAAAUACAAAAACGGGAAAAGCACACCAUUCUUAAUGUUCACACGCUCACAGAGAUGUGCAUCCAUAAUGUGGCAAGAGAAUAGCAGUCGGUGCCUUCUUUUGCACUAACAGACCCUCACUAACAGAUACUUUAACCGGAUUUAGGACUCCACCAUGGCUCCACGAAUGAGGGGACGGAUUAAGGAAGAGAGAUUUCACACUUAGCCUUUCUUACCUACUGCGGAGUACAGACCUUUUCUGGACACAUAAAGACAAAAUGUUGCAGACAGAUGAAGACUUUAAUGAACCUCUUAUGAAAUUGAUAUUUUUUAAAGCGAAGUAUUAAAAAAAAAAAGCAAAGAAAAAAAGCAACGUGAGAACCUUGUGAGCUUUUCACUGACACUGGUAUAAUACAGCCUGUGUUGGUCACAAGCUCACGGAAAGCUUCUGUACAGAAAAAGACAACAUGUACUGUUGUUAUGUUGUGUAAAAUAAAAAAGGGAUAAA
Maylandia zebra (zebra mbuna) is the source of this 4817-nucleotide messenger RNA. RefSeq names its product leucine rich repeat and fibronectin type III domain containing 5a (gene lrfn5a). Lineage: Eukaryota; Metazoa; Chordata; Actinopteri; Cichliformes; Cichlidae. Gene Ontology annotation, molecular function: protein binding. The record is from RefSeq and is a predicted model, not a curated record.